Messenger RNA from Chelmon rostratus (copperband butterflyfish), 2354 nucleotides. It is a transcript of the gene samm50l, whose product is annotated as sorting and assembly machinery component 50 homolog, like. Lineage: Eukaryota; Metazoa; Chordata; Actinopteri; Chaetodontiformes; Chaetodontidae. Gene Ontology annotation, cellular component: outer membrane; SAM complex. Bases 122 to 1534 code for a protein of 470 amino acids. The transcript is spliced from 15 exons. Gene Ontology annotation, biological process: protein insertion into mitochondrial outer membrane; mitochondrial respiratory chain complex assembly. The record is from RefSeq and is a predicted model, not a curated record.
AUGGCGUCUCCCUUGAAGGGGGAUUGGUACUGGAGAAAGUAGACGCUGUCAUUUAUCAGAUUUCUCCUGUAUAAGGGCAGUUAACCCCGACUGAAGAGGCUUUUAGGAGCGGGUAGUUACCAUGGGGACUGUCCAUGCUAAGAGUCUGGAUCCCCUCCCGAUGCAUGGUCGGGACUUGGGCGUCAACCCUGAUGACCUGAUGGAGACCCCAGAACUGGAGCAGGACGCCAAACAGGAGAUUCUUGAAAACAAAGAUGUGGUCGUCCAACAUGUCAACAUCCAGGGUCUUGGAAGAACUAAAGAGGAUCUGCUCGGCUAUGAGAUCUCUGAUGUUUUCCACGCCAAAAACCUGAUUGAUGUGAUGAAAAAAGCUCACAUCGCCAGACAGAGGCUGCUCCGCCUGGGGAUCUUCAAAGAGGUGGAGGUUCUCAUCGAUACGUCUGAAGGUACAGACGCUUUGCCUAACGGUCUGGAUGUCACCUUUGAGGUGACGGAGGUAAAGAGGUUGACAGGAAGCUACAACACCAUGGUUGGCAACAAUGAAGGAAGCAUGGUGCUGGGUCUGAAGCUGCCUAACAUGUUGGGCCGAGCUGAGAAACUCACCUUCCAGUUCUCCUAUGGAACCAAGGAGACGUCAUAUGGCCUGUCCUUCUUCAAGCCCCAGCCCGGACAUUUCGAACGCAACCUCACCCUCAACAUGUACAAAGUCACCGGCCAGUUCCCAUGGAGCUCCUUGAAGGAGACCGACAGAGGCAUGUCUGCAGAAGUCAAUUUUCCUCUCGGAAUGACCAACCACACGUUGAAGUGGGAGGGUGUCUGGAGGGAGCUGGGCUGCCUGGCACGCAGUGCGUCGUUCGCCGUGCGAGAGGAGAGCGGACACUCGCUGAAAUCUGCCCUCUCGCACACCGUGUCAGUUGAUUCGAGGAAUUCUGCCAUUUUCCCCAGCAGAGGUGCCUUACUGCGGAUCAACCAGGAACUGGCUGGGUACACAGGAGGAGACGCCAGCUUCUUGAAAGAGGAUUUUGAGCUGCAGCUCAACAGACGGCUCUUUUGGGACUCAGUCCUGUCUGCUUCUCUGUGGGGUGGGAUGCUUUAUCCCUUGGGAGGACAGCCGUCCUGCAUCGCUGACAGGUUCUACCUUGGAGGUCCCACCAGUGUGCGAGGUUUUGGGAUGUACAGCAUCGGGCCACAGAGUGAAGGUGACUAUCUGGGUGGGGAGGCGUACUGGGCAGGUGGACUGCACCUCUACACUCCACUGCCCUUCAGACCAGGCAAGGGCGGCUUUGGAGACCUUUUCAGAACGCACUUCUUCCUCAAUGCAGGCAACCUCUGCAACCUCAACUAUGGCGAUGGUCCUCGGGCGCACCUUCAGAAGCUAGCUGAGUGUAUUCGCUGGUCGUACGGCGCGGGCAUCGUGCUGCGGCUCGGCAACAUCGCCAGACUGGAGCUCAACUACUGUGUGCCCAUGGGAGUUCAGAGCGGAGACAGGAUAUGUGAUGGUGUCCAGUUUGGAGCAGGAAUCCGCUUCCUGUAACCUCGUCACGGCCCUCAGUGCUCUUGCAGAGGCUGGGAUGUGAAAAGGGAGGACGUCUUGUUGUUUGUCAACUGUAACUUGUUGUAGAGUGUGUAACACUAGCAUGGGUCAUAUGUCCUGGGGAAACGUGCCUGACCCCCCUGCCCUCCUUUGAUAUGCACCGGUUAAGGCUUUUGAACAGCAGAGUGCCAGUGCUGAGCCAUGCACAACCCGAACAGACUUUCACCAAUUCGAGAGACCAGGGUACCAGAUACAGGAGCAACCUCAAGACAUGAUGACAGCUACAGCUAAAAUACAAUCAUGAUGAAUCUUUGACAAAUCUCAACAACACAUCUGUGAUUAUUCUCUCCAGUAGAUUAUUGAUUGAUGGUUUAGUUUUUGAAAUCUCCAGCACUGGCACCUUGUCUGGGGAAAAAGUCGGCCACUAGUGAUUUCACCCACUGUGUUUCCUGUGGUGACACAAAGUAACUUAUUUUACAGAGCGUUGUUCCCUGUCUGCCUUCCAGGACUGCUUCUUACCCAGGAGCAUGACUUGUUGAUGAUUUUGUUUGACAGUUACCCAUAAACCACACACUCUCAGCCAGGGAACGAAGCGAGAGAAACCAGCACUUUUUAAUCACAGCUGCGGUGUUCGAAGGGAAUCGGCCGACGUGCCAAAGCAGUUUGUUCGAACGUUGUUGUCUGAUGCAAAGGACGGCGGCUUGAUCCCUGUGAUGGAAAACUCCCCCUGAGCAACAUCCACCACCAGUGCUCUUACCGUUAGUCUUCUUUUUGAUGUUGUUGAUGCUAUUCACAAAUAAAUCACAGCUGCUCCCCUGUU